UUCACAAACGCUGUCGCACACACCUCCAAAUCUCAUCGUCUCGUCUUCGUGUUCAUCCUCAUCAACGAAAAACCCUUACCUCUCUUCUCUUUCACACACACAAUUCUCUCGCACAUAAUAAUAGAUCGCUGUUGUAUCUUAAUUUCAGUUACAAUCCGAAACGAUAACCAUUUCGAUCUUCAUGCUUUCCCUGGUUUCAGUUUAUUGAUUUAUGCUUAUUUUGUUUCGCAUGCGAUUGAUAUGAUUUUCUCAGAAUCGAUUAAAAUUGAAAUGAACGGUGGAAGCAUUAGUGAAUGAAUCUCGCAGAGUUUGAAAAUGCCAGGAUUAGCGCAAAGGAUUGAACAAUUUACUAAUGACUCAUCGACGCCGCCGUGCUCACUUUCUACCAAUGGAUUCUGGUCUAAGAAUCGUGACGACGUUAGCUACAAUCAGCUCCAGAAGUUCUGGAGUGAGCUGUUGCCGCAAACUCGCCAAGAUCUCUUGAGGAUAGACAAACAAUCCCUUUUUGAGCAAGCUCGUAAAAAUAUGUACUGCUCCAGAUGCAAUGGGCUGCUUCUUGAAGGUUUUUUGCAGAUUAUUAUGUAUGGGAAAUCUUUGCAGCAGGAAGGGGUUGGUGCUAACUUUCCUUGCAACAGACCUGGGGGUUUGAAAAAACAAAAUAAUGGUGGAUCAAGCAUUAUCAGUGGGUGCCAAGACGAAAUUCAAGAUCCUUCUGUCCUUCCUUGGGGAGGUCUGACCACAACUCGUGAUGGUUCAUUGACACUUAUGGACUGCUACUUAUACUCAAAGUCUCUGAAAGGACUGCAAAUUGUCUUUGAUGGGGGCCGAGCAAGGGAGCGGGAAAGAGAAUUGCUUUAUCCUGAUGCCUGUGGUGGGGGAGGCCGUGGUUGGAUAAGCCAAGGAAUAGUGAGUUAUGGCAGAGGACAUGGGACAAGAGAAACGUGUGCUCUGCACACUUCCAGACUUUCAUGUGAUACUCUGGUGGAUUUUUGGUCAGCACUGGGAGAGGAGACUCGGCUUUCUCUUCUAAGGAUGAAAGAAGAAGAUUUUAUUGAGAGACUUAUGUACAGGUUUGAUAGCAAGAGAUUUUGCAGAGAUUGUAGAAGAAAUGUUAUUCGAGAAUUCAAGGAACUAAAAGAACUGAAACGCAUGCGCAGAGAACCUCGUUGCACCAGCUGGUUUUGUGUUGCUGACUCAGCCUUUCAGUAUGAGGUAUCUGAUGACUCAAUCCAAGCUGAUUGGCAUCAGGCUUUCGCUGAUACUUCGGGAUCCUAUCAGCACUUUGAGUGGGCUGUGGGGACAUCUGAUGGAAAAUCUGACAUUUUGGAAUUUGAAAAUGUUGGAUUGAAUGGAUGUGUUCAAGCCAGUGGCCUGGAUCUUGGCAGUUUGACUGCAUGUUUCAUCACCCUCCGAGCUUGGAAACUAGAUGGACGCUGUACUGAACUUUCUGUUAAAGCUCAUUCAUUGAAGGGUCAACAGUGUGUCCAUUGCAGGCUAAUUGUUGGAGAUGGUUAUGUUACAAUCACAAAAGGGGAAAGUAUCAAAAGAUUCUUUGAGCAUGCUGAAGAGGCAGAGGAAGAAGAGGAUGAUGAUUCGAUUGACAAGGAUGGAAAUGAGCUUGAUGGAGAAUGCUCACGUCCCCAAAAGCAUGCAAAAAGCCCUGAACUUGCUCGGGAAUUUCUGCUAGAUGCUGCCACUGUUAUUUUUAAAGAACAGGUUGAAAAGGCUUUCAGAGAAGGAACAGCUCGCCAAAAUGCACACAGCAUAUUUGUUUGUCUUGCACUAAAAUUGCUGGAGGAACGAGUGCAUGUAGCAUGCAAAGAAAUCAUUACAUUUGAAAAGCAGAUCAAACUUCUUGAAGAAGAAGAAAAGGAAAAACGAGAAGAAGAAGAACGCAAGGAGAGGAGGAGGACAAAGGAAAGGGAGAAAAAACUUCGUAGGAAGGAAAGACUAAAAGGAAAGGAAAAAGAUAGAGAAAAAAGGUGUUCUGAAUCAAAUGAUGUUCUUGGCUCUCCUGAAAUCUCAAGUGAAGAAUUGUCUGUAGUUGCUGAUAUGGAGCAAAAUAAUCCUAUUAGCUGCAGGAAUUCUGUUAUUGAAACAGAUGAAGCUAAUCUAUUGAGGGAUGAUUCUCCUAACAUCCAAGAUGAAGAAUUCUCUGGUGAGUGUAAUACUUUGAGAACACAAGAUCACUCUUAUGAUGAAGAAAAUUCCAAUACAAAAGACGAGACAGGUCAGUCUACAGUUGAACAAUCAGUACAUUCUCAUCGAAGACUAAAAUGUAGGAAAGAAUUUCAACAGGGUAUGCCUAUGAAGUGGUCUGACAAACGCCGACAUGCAGUUGUUUCAGAAAAUGGUGUGAUGGAUGGCAGAUCUGAGCCAAGACAUUAUGGAGAGAGUUGUGUGGCAUCAUCCAGGGUAAUCAAUGGAUUGAAUAGGCUAUCAAGAAUAAAUGUUCCAACAAAACCCAAUGCUCGAAAUGUUGGUCCUAAGUAUAAUGAGAAGUUCUAUAGUACUACUAAGAACCGGAUGAGUGACAGAUGUGAUACUCAUUCCUGCAGUUGUAGCCUGAAUAAUGAAUAUAAGAUAAGGGUUGAGCAACGUUCUCCUAUGACUAGAGUUAGUAGGGAGACAAAACCUGCCUGUCAGUCUGAAUCUUCAGGAGAUGCAUCUAAGCAGUUUUAUCAUGGUAAUAAGUACAAUCAAGUGGACUAUAUUCAUGAGAGUAAUGGUAGAUCCAAAAGCAAAAUCAUCUCGGGGAACUAUCCUGGAAGGGAAUUGUUUCAAUCAAAGAAAGUUUGGGAGCCAAUGGAAUCUCAGAAGAAAUAUCGCUGUAUUAAUUCAGACUCCAAUGUCAUUUUGAUGUCCACUAAAGUUCAAGGAGUUCAGUCUGAUCUGAUCAAGUCAUCUAUUAGGGAAGCUGUUCGUUCAGGUGAGAAUAAUUAUGAGGAUUGUAAUUCGAAGAGAUUAAGUGGAAUGGAUGAAGGCUGUCAAAAUGAUUUUCAUGUGGAAGCUGAAGGUUGUUGUAGCUCUAUGGAAAUUGCUUCUGAGGAAUCUGGAAUAUGUCCAACUAGAGGCUCUGCCUUGAAUAAUUCUUCUGAUCCAACUCAAAGCAGUACUGUUAGUUCUGAUAACUACUCAUCAUGUCCAAGUGAAGGUGAUAAUAAUUCAACCUCAUCGAACCGUGAAAAUGCAGAAUCCUCAACCACAUCAGAUUCAGAAGAUGUUAGCCAACAAUCUGAAGUAAGAGAUAGUUCAGCUUGUAUUGAAAAUGGCUUGUCUGAAUGUCAUGAAGUUGGCGUGGAGAAUAACCAGAAUGCAAUUGGUGAAGGUUUGGCAAGAAGUUCAAGUUCACUAGGUGGUCCAUCCUUGGAUGGUACAAGAAAUGAUGCGUUGGGGAAUCUUGUGGAAAUUGUCCAAAAUUUUGACAAUGGUUUUUCCACCAUUAAUGUGUGUUCUCAACCUCAAAGCAUGCUUCCACUUAUGUCAAACCAAAAUAAACAAUUUCGAGUGUUUCAACCUCCAUCAACAAUGGGUUAUUUCCAUCAAAAUCCAGUCUCAUGGCCUGCUGGUCCCGCCAACGGGUUGAUGCCCUUCCCACAGCCAAAUCAGUAUAUGUAUGCUGGCCCUCUUGGAUAUGGUUUAAAUGAGGACCCACGCUUCUGCUUGCAGUAUGGUGCCUUACAGCAACCAGCGCCCUUGUUCAACUCUGCUUUUCCAGUCUAUCAGCCAGUUUCCAGAACUAAUGUCUUAAAUGCAGAGCAACGAACUCGAGUUUCCAAGCCAACUUCCUUGCCAGAGCAUCUUAAUGGAUCUAUUGCAGAAAAUGCUGUUCCAGCUGGAGCUAAUUCCAAAAUACCAGCAUUGAAUGGAGAAGUUAGACAUGAUAAUUUUGCUAAGUCACAAGAGAAUAACAGUGACUUUUCAUUGUUUCAUUUUGGUGGGCCUGUAGCCCUUUCAACGGGUUGUAAAUCGACUCUUGCAUCUUCAAAUGGUGGUGCUGUUGGCGAUUUUAGAUCAGAAAGCUCAGCAGAUCAUGUAGAAAAAGUCCAUACUUGCAAUAAGAAAGACGCUACCACCGUGGAGGAAUACAACUUGUUUGCGGCAAGUAGUAGCCUAAGGUUUUCAAUUUUCUAAAAUGAUAAAGUGAGAAGUGUAAGGUGGCUGUUGUGAAAUCCAGUCCCUAUCUUCAUAUAUGGCAAUGGAGGUUUGAGUACCUUGUAAUUCGGUAAACAAUAAGUUUCCUACAGCAAUUUCCAAUUUUAGUCUAUAACUUGAUUAGUUGAUUGUUGUCCAGAUUGUCUCUUUAUUUCUUUCUUUGAUGUAGAGAAAGAUUGACAGUGUUGGUAUUUUUAACUUUUUCUUUUUGGUGUGAGGGUGU
Gastrolobium bilobum is the source of this 4378-nucleotide messenger RNA. RefSeq lists its product as uncharacterized. The record is from RefSeq and is a predicted model, not a curated record. NCBI's taxonomy places the organism in Eukaryota, Viridiplantae, Streptophyta, Magnoliopsida, Fabales, Fabaceae. The transcript has 8 exons. Bases 316 to 4134 code for a protein of 1272 amino acids.